Caenorhabditis elegans is the source of this 521-nucleotide messenger RNA. RefSeq names its product CX domain-containing protein (gene C36E6.8). The record is from RefSeq and is marked reviewed. Lineage: Eukaryota; Metazoa; Nematoda; Chromadorea; Rhabditida; Rhabditidae. The transcript has 3 exons. The coding region runs from base 67 to 438 and encodes 123 amino acids.
GACAAAAAGCAAAACGUUUGUGAACAUUUGUUUCUUGCCGCAUUCCAAUCGUUCAUUUUGUUCAGAAUGCUCCGCACAAUUCUAGUUUUAAUUUUUUUGUUCUCUACUUUUGAAAUUCUCCUCUCGAGUAUUAUUGACAAUAGGACAACUGAUAAAGAAUCAAGUGCAAAUCUGACAGUACCUCGUGUGGUUAGAGCUCAAUUUUAUACUGCGUGGGAUGACAGAAGAGCUCCGGAUAGACUGGAUUAUAGAAGAAUUCAGAGCAUUAUUGAAAAUACAACAACAGUAUAUGUUCAAAAACCGUGCACUGUACAAGGUUGUCUUGUGGGCUUAGGUCCUGGUGAAAUCGCACCGUUCAUCACCGCGUUUGUUUUUAUCAUUUGUGCCGUUCUAAUCUACAUUUUGUUGUUUUGUUGUGUGUUCCGUUUCUUGGCAUAAAUCAGUUUGAACUUAAGAAUAUAAAAAUAAGAUUUUCCAAAUCAACUGGCAAAUGCAGUGAAUUUAAUAAAGUAUUUCAUAUC